Messenger RNA from Amoebophrya sp. A25, 394 nucleotides. The record is from the annotation of a GenBank genome assembly. NCBI's taxonomy places the organism in Eukaryota, Dinophyceae, Syndiniales, Amoebophryaceae.
AUCGGUUUCACCCCGUAGACGAAAGAGAUCCCGUUACAACUUGCUAGGAAGAGUCGUUUCAGUCUCUGCGAGCGCCGUCAUCUUCGACAAUGAGGAAGAAGAUGAAGUUGUAGAUAUUGUCAACAUGCAUCAAAACGAAAACGAAAACUCUGGUUUGAUGGAGCUGGGACUUCCUUCACCUGAGCCUGAUCACAAUGAUCUUGGUUUUGGUCCUCUAUCCGGAGAGGGGGCUAUGCUGGUCGAUGACACAAGUAUGCAAGCAACCACAACCAUUGGCCCAGACCGUGACAUGUACACAGAGGUUACACCAUUGAAAGGCGCGCCGUCAGGAAUGCCUGACCCACAUGUGGACAUCACUCGCUUGAAUAGACCUGAGUACCCAAUUAUGGUUUGA